Molecule: messenger RNA, 745 nt
Organism: Fukomys damarensis (Damara mole-rat)
Lineage: Eukaryota; Metazoa; Chordata; Mammalia; Rodentia; Bathyergidae
Gene: Cmpk1
Product: cytidine/uridine monophosphate kinase 1
Exons: 5
Biological process (GO): CDP biosynthetic process; UDP biosynthetic process; 'de novo' pyrimidine nucleobase biosynthetic process
Cellular component (GO): nucleus; cytoplasm
Molecular function (GO): UMP kinase activity; ATP binding
Source: RefSeq, a predicted model, not a curated record
UUCUUUCAGAAAUAUGGCUACACACACCUUUCUGCAGGAGAACUGCUUCGUGAUGAAAGGAAGAACCCAGAGUCACAGUAUGGCGAACUCAUUGAAAAAUACAUUACAGAAGGAAAGAUUGUGCCAGUUGAGAUAACUAUCAGUUUAUUAAAGAGGGAAAUGGAUCAAACAAUGGCUGCCAAUGCUCAGAAGAAUAAAUUCUUGAUUGAUGGGUUUCCAAGGAAUCAAGACAACCUUCAAGGUUGGAACAAGACCAUGGAUGGGAAAGCAGAUGUGUCUUUUGUUCUGUUUUUUGACUGUAAUAAUGAGAUCUGUGUUGAACGAUGUCUUGAGAGGGGAAAGAGUAGUGGUAGAAGUGAUGACAACAGAGAGAGCUUGGAAAAGAGGAUUCAGACUUAUCUUCAGUCAACAAAGCCAAUUAUUGACUUAUAUGAAGAAAUGGGGAAAGUCAAGAAAAUAGAUGCAUCUAAAUCUGUCGAUGAAGUGUUUGGUGAAGUUGUGAAGAUUUUUGAUAAAGAAGGCUAACUCUAAACCUGAAAGCAUCCUUGAAAUCAUGCUUGAAUAUUGCUUUGAUAGCUGCUAUCCAACCCCUUUUUAAGGCAGUUUUAAUCUUUCAAAAUUACAUCUCAAUUAAUAGCUACAAAAUACAUAGUCAGACAUUAAAUUUUUAAUUUUCUUCUUUUGGUCACAAGAGAAGAUAAUGAAUUCAGGUUUAACUUCAUCUUAGUUACUGUGGUGCUCACAA